Molecule: messenger RNA, 3684 nt
Organism: Oncorhynchus keta (chum salmon)
Lineage: Eukaryota; Metazoa; Chordata; Actinopteri; Salmoniformes; Salmonidae
Product: late secretory pathway protein AVL9 homolog
Exons: 16
Coding region: 142-2070 (642 amino acids)
Cellular component (GO): cytoplasm
Source: RefSeq, a predicted model, not a curated record
AAAGUCCCUCGGGUUGAUUGUGUGACUGCGGAAGUCGAUUCCAGGAACACCUAAAAGAGCAACUCCAGUUCAUUUCAACGCUGUUUACAUUGGUCUCUCAAGUGGAAAACAACACAUAACUGCCCAAAACUACCGGGGGCCAUGGAGUUAAAUGGCAAAGAGGAACUCAAAGGACCCGUGUUGCAUAUCGUGGUAGUCGGAUUUCAUCACAAGAAAGGCUGUCAGGUGGAAUACUCCUACCCUCCCCUCAUCCCCGAGGAGGGCCAUGACAGCAACAACCUGCCUGAGGAGUGGAAGUACCUGCCUUUCCUUGCCCUGCCUGACGGAGCACACAACUACCAAGAAGACACCGUGUUCUUCCACCUCCCUCCUCUCGCUGGAGCAGAUGUGAAGUGUGUGUACGGAGUCUCCUGCUAUCGCCAAAUAGAAGCUAAGUCCCUGAAGGUCCGUCUGGCUGACGUCACCAGGGAGACGGUCCAGAAGAGUGUGUGUGUCCUCAGUCAAGUGCCUCUGUACGGUCUCCUACAAGCUAAACUACAGCUCAUCACACACGCCUACUUUGAGGAGAAGGACUUCUCACAGAUUUCGAUAUUGAAGGAGUUGUAUGAACACAUGAACAGCUCUCUGAGAGGGACAGCUCUAGAGGGAUCCCAAGUGUUCCUGGGUAUGUCACCAAGAGAUUUAAUACUGCACUUUCGACACAAGGUUCUGAUCCUCUUCAAACUGAUUCUGCUGGAGAAGAAGGUCCUGUUCUACGUGUCUCCCGUCAACAGGCUAGUAGGAGCUCUGAUGACCGUACUGUCUCUGUUCCCAGGUAUGAUCGAGCACGGCCUGGCUGACUCCUCCCACUACCGGCCCAAGAGCAGCGUCUCCGAGGAGAUCACACUAGUACACUGUGUGUCUGGGGCAGAGGACUUGGUCUCUGUUUCCGUCACUGACAUCACCAACGCUACCGCGGAGCUAAUAGGGGAGGAAGGCUUCGGAGAGGACCACACCACCUCUACCGUGAAGGCUUCACGGAGGACAUCGCCUUCCCCAGAGACCUCCACCCCAGCUAGGGAGAACACCCAGCUGAAGCCCCCCUCCCGGACUUCCCCAGACUCCUCGGAGAGCGACUGGGAGACACUGGAUCCCAGUGUUUUGGAGGAAGGGACUAGAGACUCUGAGACGGGGGGUUCAGGGGGUCUGGAGACGGGUAUCCCCAUCACGGUGCAGCCCCGGGGCCUGUUGGCAGGGCCAGGAGGCCAGGGAGCCGUCUCUCAGGGCUUGGUGUCUGGACUGGAAGAGGACCAAUAUGGCCUGCCGCUCGCCAUCUUCACCAAGGGUUACCUGUGCCUGCCUUACAUGGCCUUGCAGCAGCACCACCUGCUGUCAGAUGUCACGGUGCGCGGCUUUGUUGCCGGGGCAACCAACAUCCUCUUCCGUCAGCAGAGGCACCUGAGUGACGCAAUCGUUGACGUGGAGGAAGCUAAGCUCCAGAUCGGGGACCCUGAGUUGAGGAAGCUGCUAGGCCUGACCACGGCUGACCUGCGUUUUGCUGACUACCUGGUCAAACACGUGACGGAGAACCGUGAGGACGUGUUUCUGGAUGGGACCGGCUGGGAGGGAGGGGACGAGUGGAUCAGGGCCCAGUUUGGACUCUACAUACACUCCCUCCUAUCCUCUACCUUACUAGAAGAUAAUGAGAAGUUGCUAGCGGACUGGGGCACUCCCUUCAUCUCAGCCUGGAGGAUCACACGCAACUACAGAGUGUGGUUCAUCAACAAGCACCCAGCCAUGGCCGAGAUCACCCCAGGUCAUCCGUUCCAAGGACAGUACAGUGCUGCUGAUCUGAAACUAAGAUUCUCACACUCGGUGCAGAACAGUGAGCGCGGGAAGAAGAUGGGGGCAGCUGUGAUCACCACCAGUCGGAGUGUUGUGCAGACUGGGAAGGCAGUAGGUCAGUCGGUGGGUGGAGCUCUGAGCAGCGCUAAGUCAGCCAUGUCCUCCUGGUUCUCUACACCGCCAGCUAUCGUACCCACUCCAGCAGCCUCACCAGAGCCUCCGUUACCUACAGAGACCAAGCCUUGAACACCUGCCUGCCCCCCUCACCCAGUCUCUUCUCACAGCAGCUGUCUAGUGGGAGAGACUAGGGUUAACCUACCCCCCCUCAACAGUCUUCCCCUGACUCUCUCAAUUCAUCUUCCCUUGAUUUCUUGCACUCUUUCUCCUCAUUCUCAAACCCCAUUGGAGAAAAAAGUCAGAGGGGGGAGGGAUCUUGGACUGUGUCCUCCAAUACAGUUGAGGCAAGGAGAUACUUCUCCUCUCAGAUCACAACAUUUUUUAUUUAACCUUUAUUUAACUAGGCAAGUCAGUUAAGAAUAAAUUAUUAUUUACUAUGAUAGCCUACCGGAGAACAGUGGGUUAACUGCCUUGUUCAGGGGCAGAACGACAGAUGUGUACCUUGUCAGCUCAGGGAUUUGAUCUUGCAACCUUUCAGUUACUAGUCUAACGCUCUAACCACUAGGCUACCUGCCACCUCUACACUAUAACCACUAGGCUACCUGCCGCCCCUACACUAUAACCACUAGGCUACCUGCCACCUCUACACUCUAACCACUAGGCUACCUGCCACCCCUACACUCUAACCACUAGGCUACCUGCCGCCCCUACACUCUAACCACUAGGCUACCUGCCACCUCUACACUCUAACCACUAGGCUACCUGCCACCUCUACACUCUAACCACUAGGCUACCUGCCACCUCUACACUCUAACCACUAGGCUACCUGCCACCUCUACACUCUAACCACCAGGCUACCUGCCACCUCUACACUCUAACCACCAGGCUACCUGCCACCUCUACACUCUAACGACCAGGCUACCUGCCACCUCUACACUCUAACCACCAGGCUACCUGCCGUCCCUACACUCUAACCACGAGGCUACCUGCCACCUCUACACUCUAACCACUAGACUACCUGCCUCCUCUACACUCUAACCACUAGGCUACCUGCCACCUCUACACUCUAACCACGAGGCUACCUGCCACCUCUACACUCUAACCACUAGGCUACCUGCCACCUCUACACUCUAACCACCAGGCUACCUGCCGUCCCUACACUCUAACCACUAGGCUACCUGCCACCUCUACACUCUAACCACUAGACUACCUGCCUCCUCUACACUCUAACCACUAGGCUACCUGCCACCUCUACACUCUAACCACUAGGCUACCUGCCACCUCUACACUCUAACCACUAGGCUACCUGCCACCUCUACACUCUAACCACUAGGCUACCUGCCUCCUCUACACUCUAACCACUAGACUACCUGCCUCCUCUACACUCUAACCACUAGGCUACCUGCCACCUCUACACUCUAACCACUAGGCUACCUGCCACCUCUACACUCUAACCACUAGGCUACCUGCCACCUCUACACUCUAACCACUAGGCUACCUGCCUCCUCUAUACUCUAACCACUAGGCUACCUGCCACCUCUACACUCUAACCACUAGGCUACCUGCCACCUCUACACUCUAACCACUAGACUACCUGCCUCCUCCACACUCUAACCACUAGGCUACCUGCCACCUCUACACUCUAACCACGAGGCUACCUGCCACCUCUACACUCUAACCACUAGGCUACCUGCCACCUCUACACUCUAACCACUAGACUACCUGCCUCCUCUACACUCUAAC